Molecule: messenger RNA, 1536 nt
Organism: Linepithema humile (Argentine ant)
Lineage: Eukaryota; Metazoa; Arthropoda; Insecta; Hymenoptera; Formicidae
Source: RefSeq, a predicted model, not a curated record
UGUAAUUAUUGUGGCGUUCUUUACGCAAAUAAUGCCACGCGCCAAAGAAAGCAUUUGGAAAAAAAAUGCUUAAAGUGUCCACAAACAGUGAAAGAUUUAUUAAGAAAGGAAAGGAUUAACAGUAGAAAGCAAACAAAUCGGGAUUCAAAUGGUAUGGAAAGGCUGGAUGAAAAACUGUUAAGAGCAAUUUAUUCAUCGGAUUGUGCGCUUUCGAUACUUGACAAUCAAUAUUGGAUAGAGUUUUUUAAAGAAUUGCGACCCUGUUGGAAACCCCCAUCAACUUAUAAGAUUAGUACUCCUCUUAUAAACAAAGAACAUGCAAGAAUUCAGUUGGAAAUGAAUGAAGCUAUUGCAAAAUCAAAUGCUGUUGGUGUCCAAUGUAAUGGUUGGAGUAAUAUACGGAACGAAUCGAUUGUUAAUUUUGUUGUGACGACUCCGGAAACCUUAUUAUAUAGAACUAUGGAUAUGAAAGGAAAAUCUCAUAUUGGAGAAUAUAUGGCAGAGAUUAUUCUCGAAGUAAUUGAAGAAAUCGGGAUAAAAAAGGUUUUCGUAGUCGUUACUGAUGCAAAUGAAAUUGUAAAAGAGAUAAAUUCAUCUCAUUUGAUCAAAGCAAAAUUUACUGAAAUUCAGAAAGAAAGAAAACAGAAAGUUAUAUCAUUGAAAUUACCUGGUAAAACCAGAUGGGGGUCAAUAAUCUUUUGCUUCGAGAGUUUGCUUUAUAACAAAGUAGCUUUAAAAAUGUUGGCUAUUUCGGAGGAUGUAUUUUUGAAAAACAAAGUUAAACAGGAUAUUUUAAGCGACAAUUUUUGGUGCGGCCUUCUAAGUCUUCAUGAAAUUCUAGCUCCAAUCAUUAAAUGGAUUACAAUUUUGGAAGCAAAUUGUUAUCUUAAAAAGAAGGUAACAAGUAGAAGCGAAUUAUCGAUGCAGCCAUUACACUUUGCUGCCAAUAUCUUAGAUUCAAAAUACAGUGGCAAACACUUAACUCGAACACAAAAGAGUUUAGGAAUGCAAGGGGAGAUUUUUAUCUUCCCUCCGUGCACGGGCGGCCAGGGCCAGGGCUGUCCUGGCCGGGGCUGCUGCUCCGGCGGGACGGGUCUCUGGUGGGGUCACUUCGGUGGCCCGGCUCGUGGACGUGGUCCGCGAACACACGGUCGUGAAGGAGAGCGACGGGCCGUCGAUGUCCCGGAACUCCCGGGCUCGUCGGGCUGGGCCAUUCCGAGCCGCUCGGACAUAUUCCGAGGCGGAGUCGGAUGGCGGGGAGUAGUCGCUCGGGCCGCUCGCAAGUAUUCCGAGUCUGGGCCGAGCGGUGAGGACCGAUCACUACUGGAGUGCGUCCCGGUUUAUGCCGGUCCCGGAGUGAUCGGUCGAGAAGUGGGUUUGCUGGUCGCCACAGCGGGCAAGGCGGUUGGUUGGGUCGCUACAACCCUCCGCCCAUCCGUCCGUGGGGCCCCCCGUGUAGCGGCGCCCACUGCGGUGCCCACAUUGUCGGAGGUGUGGGACCCCCGAAAGUUCCUAGGUAAAACCAGGGGCGAGUAA